This is a messenger RNA of Rasamsonia emersonii CBS 393.64, 330 nucleotides long. RefSeq lists its product as uncharacterized. The record is from RefSeq and is a predicted model, not a curated record. Bases 1 to 330 code for a protein of 109 amino acids. The transcript is spliced from 2 exons. Lineage: Eukaryota; Fungi; Ascomycota; Eurotiomycetes; Eurotiales; Trichocomaceae.
AUGCAGGUGCUGUUCACCCUGAAGAGUCUUCUCGUUUUGACCCCGUACGGGGUUGUAUUUCUGAGGGAGCAUACUAGUACGGAAAGAGAAUCUCUCACGCUGGUCAACCCUUCUGGUAAUGCUCACGGAUUUCACCCGAGCCGUUGUUUCAGUCCAGCAAGCCGUUCCGUCCUGACGGACGCGCGGGAUCAGAUAACUAUCUCAACGCGCUCGCCCUCGAGUCGUGCGGUGGAGGCCGGCUGCAUCUGUCAAGCGGCCGUUACCGCUGUUGCGGGCCUUCCGGGCCAAUUGCCGGCUGGCGUUUCUGUUAAGCAGCGAGGAAGCUCGUGA